Molecule: messenger RNA, 890 nt
Organism: Fopius arisanus
Lineage: Eukaryota; Metazoa; Arthropoda; Insecta; Hymenoptera; Braconidae
Gene: Tim23
Product: translocase of inner mitochondrial membrane 23
Exons: 5
Coding region: 87-707 (206 amino acids)
Biological process (GO): protein import into mitochondrial matrix
Cellular component (GO): mitochondrial inner membrane; TIM23 mitochondrial import inner membrane translocase complex
Molecular function (GO): transmembrane protein transporter activity
Source: RefSeq, a predicted model, not a curated record
GUUUCUUCUGGUUUCUUCUUUUUUGUCUCCCACGUUCGAGGAAAUUUUUAGGAUUUUUGAGGUGAUUUCGAGGUUUUUCAGGGAAAAUGAUAGAUUUGAGGGGUGAUAAUGUCAGAGGUGAUGGUCCAGUGUCCAGAAGAGACGGUGAUGAUCUCAAUAUUCCAGUAACUUCACAGCAGGGAUUGACUCCCCUCAGUCCCUAUCUGAACUUUGAUCCUUCGUACUUGCCUAGCAGUCAACCAGAAUUUAUAUUCCCCGAGGGUGCUGUGAAGCAGAGGGGAAGAUUCGAGCUUGCAUUCAGUCAGAUUGGAGCUGCAUGUAUACUUGGGGCAGGAUUUGGAGGUGGUACUGGCUUCUACAGGGGAUUAAAAGCUACUACACUCGCUGGACAAACUGGAAAACUUAGGAGAACUCAAUUAAUCAAUCACGUCAUGAAGAAUGGCGCAUCGGUGGCGAAUACCCUCGGGGUGGUCAGCGUAAUGUACAGCGGAUUUGGGGUAAUUCUUCAAUGGGCGAGAGGAACUGAUGACUCUAUAAACACUCUCACUGCUGCCACUGCCACUGGAAUGCUAUUCAAAUCAACCUCUGGAAUUCGAAAAUGUGCAAUUGGUGGUGGGGUUGGACUAGGCCUAGCUGCUCUCUACUGUCUGUGGAAUAGCCGAGAAGCAUUAUCGGACCUCAGGCAUCACAGCAUGAACCCGGCGUAAGAUGUCCAAGUGACAAUUUUCCCACCUCUUCACCUCCGGACUAGCAACAAAUCCUUCACCUUUGUAAAUAGCUAAUUACACAAAGAAGAUGAUUACGGAAUGAACUCUAAACUGCUGUACGGUAUAAUUAAUGUGUUAUCAUGAAAAUCUGGACAAUGAAUAAAUUGUAAAUUAUAGUCACCA